Syngnathus typhle (broad-nosed pipefish) is the source of this 2161-nucleotide messenger RNA. It is a transcript of the gene noctb, whose product is annotated as nocturnin b. NCBI's taxonomy places the organism in Eukaryota, Metazoa, Chordata, Actinopteri, Syngnathiformes, Syngnathidae. Gene Ontology annotation, molecular function: poly(A)-specific ribonuclease activity. The transcript has 5 exons. Gene Ontology annotation, biological process: circadian rhythm. The record is from RefSeq and is a predicted model, not a curated record. The coding region runs from base 413 to 1600 and encodes 395 amino acids.
UGUGAAAGGCUACCAGUUUCAAAUGAUGAGAGAAAUUCACAGUGUCCCAUCAUCUGUAAGUUAUUUUUCGAGCAGGUUCAUGGGCUACUCGUGUGGUCCUUAAGGGCUACCUGGUGCCCACGUUGGUGUCCCUUUAGUUCAAACUGUGUUGAUGUUCCCCCGAUGGUGCCAAAUGCACCAUUGUGUGUGCGUCAGAGUGUUGUGAAAGAGGAGCACCCUGCUCACACACUGCCUCACAGGCACAUGACCACAUAGUUCUUAAUGGGCGGGAUGCCGUCAGAUUCUCCUUCUGCCUCCACCCCGGAGGCUUUAUAAGCUGCGGGAAGCACAGCUCAACGCGAGAUAUUUGCUUACACUCACGGAAAUCACAUUGGUCGCUUUCAUCUUCAUCGAGCACGCAGCGGACAUAGUGAUGCAGACAUUGAGAUACCCAAUGGGUGGCAGAGCCACCAGGUUGUACAGCGCUUUGGCCCACACCAUCAGCAGCAGCGAUGCCAGCAGCCAUCGUGUUCCCCUCCCUCUGACCCACUUGGACCCUUACCAGCCAGCGGACGCAACCCUGGAUCCUGAUUUCUGCCAGGAGCAAAAUGGGUCCCCAUUGAGUCCCCUCAAUGCAGCCGAGGUUAUGAGGCAGUGCGAAGUGGCACUCGGUGAUGGAGCGCCACGCUUCCACAGGAAUUUCAUUCGACAUUCGAAUGGCAACGGCCACAGCAUCCGGGUGAUGCAGUGGAACAUUCUGGCCCAAGCUCUCGGCGAAGGACUUGACAGUUUUGUGCUGUGUCCUCCGGAGGCACUCAGCUGGUCCCGAAGGAAGUACCUCAUCUUAGACGAGAUCCUCACCUACCGACCUCACAUCCUGUGUCUGCAGGAGGUGGACCACUACUUUGACACCCUGCAGCCAGUUCUAGGCCGUCUGGGUUACAGCAGCAGGUUCUGCCCGAAGCCCUGGUCACCGUGUCUGGAUGUAGAGGGCAACAACGGCCCUGAUGGCUGUGCGCUCUUCUUUGAUGAGUCACGCUUCGAGUUUUUGGAUUGCGUCAGUUUACGGCUUUCUGCCAUGAUGAUUCCAACCAAUCAGGUUGCUUUGGUGAUGAUACUGCGUUGCCGAAGCUCAAGGAAGUGCGUGUGCGUAGCCGUGACCCACUUGAAGGCCCGCUCCGGCUGGGAGUGGCUCCGCAGUUCCCAGGGGUCGGACCUCCUGCGUCAAGUCCAAAAUGUGGUCAUAAAACAUGCGGCAAAAACAUCGGAAGACUCCGAUUUUCACAUCCCAUUGAUCAUAUGCGGGGAUUUCAACGCAGUCCCAACUGAGGAGGUGUACUGUCGCUUUAUGUCUUCUCCUCUUGGCUUGGACUCGGCUUACAAGAAACUCAGCCAUGAUUGUUUGACUGAGCCCCAGUACACAACGUGGAAAAUUCGCCCGACGGGUGAAUGCUGCACCACUCUGGAUUAUAUUUGGUAUAGUCAGCACAUGCUGAGAGUGGACGCCCUCUUGGACAUGCCGUCGGAGGAAGAGAUUGGCCCUAACAGGCUUCCGUCUUUCAGCUAUCCUUCAGACCACCUCUCUCUGGUUUGUGACUUCAGCUUUAAGGAGGACGAGUGACUGUGGACAUAUAACGUCAUCAUUGGCUUGUGAAACUGUGCAACAACAAUGAGGAAGAAAAGAAAACAUUACAAAUGAACUGAAACCUUGUCUACCUCCUGAACUUUGCAGUGCUUGAGGUUUCAGUUAGUGUUGCCUCGUAGGUGAACGAUUCGUUCAAAAGAAAAAAGCUUUUCAGUGAACGAGAGUGAACGAAUCACUUUCGUUCUUUUUUCAGUUCAUAUGACUUCAACCAGUAGGUGUCGGUAAUGCCCAUUGAAGCUGGUGCCACCUCACUGUAGAACAAAACGAAGAAGAAAAUGACGUAACUUCCCGUUCACCAACGAGUCGUGGAUUGCAUUUCCCGUUCACUAACUGAACGGAACUGUGAGUGAACGAGUCAGUGAGUGAUUUGCAUUUCCAGUUCAUCGCGAGAACGGAUCAGUGAGGGAACGAAUCCUGACUUUCCCAUUCGCGAACGAGUCAAUGUUUGAACUGCCUUCCCGUGCAUCAACGGAUCAGUCGGUGAACGUCUUGUGUGAACAAUUCAGCGAAUGAACGCGAGCCAGAAUGUAGAUAAAC